UCUUCUUUGGGUAUCCAAAGUUUUUCUUUCUCUCUCUAAAAACACACACUUUCUCUCUCAACAUAUCUAAAAAAAGAUUUCAACUUUAUUAAGUUUGAGCUCAAAAAAUGCUUAAUUUGUAGCCUUAUUGUAUAAAUGAUGAAUCUUUAGAAAUUUAUUUUUUGGUUUUUUUGAUCUUGUUUUUGAGCUCAGUAAAGAUCGUUUCUUUAAGGAGAAAAAUGAAGAAUUCAACUCGUCUUGACUCAGCUGUUUUUCAGCUCACUCCAACUCGGACCAGGUGUGAUUUGGUUAUAUAUGUAAAUGGAAAGACGGAGAAAAUAGCUUCGGGUUUGGUUAAUCCGUUUCUUGCCCACUUGAAGACUGCACAAGAUCAGAUGGCUAAAGGAGGUUAUUCGAUUAGUCUUGAGCCAGAGCCGGGAAUUGAUGCGGCAUGGUUUACAAGAGGAACAAUUGAAAGGUUUGUUCGUUUUGUGAGCACUCCAGAGAUCUUGGAGCGAGUAUACACCUUAGAAUCUGAGAUUUUGCAGAUGGAGGAGGCAAUUGCAAUUCAAAGUAACAAUGAUAUAGGGUUGAACUUGAACAUGGUUGAAGAUCAUCAAGCUAAACCUGCAGAAUGCAUUGAAGGUAGCAAACCUCUGCUAGAUUCUAAUGAGGAGAAAGCAAUUGUCCUUUAUAAGCCUGAUGCACAACAGCCUGCAGCGAAAUCAGCAGCCUGUGAGACAAAUUCAAAAGUUCAGCUUAUGAAAGUUCUGGAGACACGGAAAACUAUGCUGCAGAAAGAGCAAGGCAUGGCCUUUGCACGUGCUGUAGCUGCUGGUUAUGACAUAGAUCACAUGGCACCUCUGAUGUCAUUUGCUGAAAGUUUUGGAGCCGUGCGCUUAAUGGAUGCAUGUGUGAGAUUUAUGGACUUGUGGAAAAGAAAACAUGAAAGUGGCCAGUGGUUUGAAGUUGAAGCAGCUGAAGCAAUGGCUAGCAGGUCAGACUUUGCUUCCAUGAAUGCAUCUGGCAUUGUUCUUUCUAGUGCAAUUAACAAGCAGUGUCCUGCAACUCCAGAGAGUAAUGGGAAAGCAGGUGUCGACUCAAGUCCAGGUAUUUCUCCCAUGAAUCAACAACCAUCUCCAAGCCACCAAGAAUAUUUUCAAGGCCAGUUUCCACAUCCUAUGUACCCUCCCUGGCCUAUGCAUUCUCCACCUGGUGCAUUGCCUGUGUUUCAAGGAUAUCCAAUGCAAGGCAUUCCUUACUAUCAGAACUAUCCCGGAAAUGGUCCUCACUUUCAGCCACCUUAUCCGUCAGGGGAAGAUACCAGACUUCAUACUGGUCGAAGAAAAGGACAUAGAAGGCAUUCUAUGGAUAGUGGGGAUAGCAGCUCUGACCCUGAAUCUACGGAGGUAGAUGUGGACUUGGAGAAUGGAACUUCCGGAAAUCGAGAAUCUGGGAACAAGUCUAGUCGAUCAAGUAAAAAACAUUCUGGAAAGGUAGUUAUUCGCAACAUUAAUUAUAUCACUUCUAAGAGACAAUCAUCUGGUAAUGUGUCGGAGUCAGCUUCUGGUUCUGCAACUGACGAGGAAGAGGGAAACUUAUCAGAAACUACAUCAGAUGUUAAGGAUAAGAGCUUGCUGAGAUCCUCAAAAAGGAAAGAUAAACAUACGAAAUCUACGGAUAUGUUGGAUUCAGCCAAUAUGGGAGGAACGGUUUAUGGGAAUGAAGCAGAUGGUGGGAACUGGCAAGCUUUUCAAACUUAUUUACUCAAAGGUGCCGAUGAAGCUGAACAUGGUGUAGAUAGUGGUAUGUUUUCAAUGGAAAAGGAUGUUCGAGUCAAAAGGCGACAAAGUACAGCGGGUCAGGAUCCUCUACUUUUAAAUGGACGAGAUGUAGGUGAUUAUCAGGAAGGAAAUAUGACAGAUAUGCAGAGAAUUAGUGGAAAUUUGGGCCGCAUGACUAGGGGUUCAAAUGAUGCAUCCUUGAUGUCAAGGCAAAUGGGUCAAACUAGUGGUGAUGGAAGAUACAUGGACAUGCAAUAUGCAGAAGUAGAUGGAAGAGAGAAGGAUUUGGACAGGAGCUCAUCACAUACUAUGAAUGAUGAUUCUUAUGUGGUUUCAUUAAGGUCAACAUCAUUAGAUCAAGUUAGAACUGACGGAAGACGUGCAAUUGAUAUGGAUUCUGAAUUCACAUCAUCUCAGGCUGAAAACUUAUCUAAUAGGGUUGGAAACCAAGUCAGAUAUGAGCCAGAUGACUUAAGCUUGAUGCCUGAGCGUCAAUCCGAAAAAGGAACUAUUGGUUAUGACCCUGCUUUAGAUUAUGAACUGCAGGUUGCUGAAAAUGGUGGUCCUUUACAGAAGAAAAGGAAGGAUGCAGUGAGUGGUGUCGGGCAAGGCACUAAAAAAGUAGACAAGGACCGGAAAUCAAAACUUAUCCCAGAUACUUCAGAUAGAAAGAAGACGGUGGGACCAAUGAGAAAAGGGAAACCUUCAAAGUUGAGUCCUCUGGAUGAAGCCAAGGCACGAGCUGAGCGGCUAAGAACCUUCAAAGCUGAUCUUCAGAAAAUGAAGAAAGAGAGGGAAGACGAGCAAAUAAAACGUUUAGAAGCUCUGAAGUUAGAGAGGCAAAAGAGAAUUGCUUCCAGAGGCAGCAUUCCUGCUCAAACAAGAAAACAGUUGCCAGCGAAACUUUCUCCAACUCCUCUUAGAGGAUCAAAAUUCAGUGACUCAGAGCCUGGAUCAGUAUCCCCACUACAAAGGUUCCCUACGAGAACUGUCUCCGCAGGACCUAGUGAUUCCCUUAAAUCUUCUAAACCGAGCAAUUUGAGCAAUGGAAUUCCCUCAGCAGGAAAUAGGUUAAGCCGGUCAGUAUCAUCGUUGCCUAAGCCAAAGAGAGAGAAUGGUGGUACAACCCCUGAGGCAAAGGCGGCAUCCAUGGCCCGGAUCAGAAGGUUAUCAGAGCCUAAAAUAAGUAGUAGCAAUCAUGUUACUUCAGUUAAGCCACGAAAUACUGAACCAGCAUCAAAGGCAAAAGUAUCAAAUGGAUCUGAGAGUAAGAAAAUACAUGAAAUUGUGAACCAUGAUAUGAACAAGAUUGCAUCUCUCCCGGAGCUUAAGAUCAAAACUACAAAAGCAUCUGACAUUGCCAUUGGAAAUUCAUCUGGGAAAGAAAUGACCGAGAAACCGAAUGAAGGUUCUCAAGUGAAAAGGAGCAGUGAUAAAGUUUUACAUCAUAAUGAUGUAGAUGACAACCCUAUAAUUGAAAAAAAGGUUCUGGUGCUAGAAUCUGAGAAGCCAUCGGUUCCUGCUGUACACACAUCUGGUAGUUACAGUAAAGCAGGGAAAUAUGAGACCGCAUCAAACUAUGCAGCUAUUCGAGCACCAGUUUCGCCGCUUGCCAUGGAUGGUGUUGACAAAGUACCCAAUGACCGCCAGUUAGCGGAGGCCGCAACUGAAAACGUAAGUAAUGCAGAGAAGGAUUUACCAGAUAUAUCUAGCAUUACCAUUGCUGAAAAGCCAUACCAGGCUCCUUUUGCUAGAGUCUCUUCUGUAGAAGAUCCUUCUACUAGGAAUUCAGACUAUGGCAAAGCACCUCCAUCAAGCUUACAUACAAAAACAAGUGGCACAGAGACUUACACGGCGCACAUAUCUGAUCCUAAAAUAUUGAAAUUAGAAAAUAUCCCUGAAGCAUCAGAUAAGCAUCGAACGAAGGAAUCAUCCAAAGGGUUUAGAAAGCUGCUGAAGUUUGGAAAGAAGAGUCAUACUACCGGUGACCGCAAUGGUGAAUCGGACAGUGUCGGUGUUAAUGGUUCUGAGGUAGAUGAUGCUGUUGAAGACUUUGCUUCAUCUGGUGAAGUUCAUACAUUGAAGAAUCUUCUCUCUCAAGAUGAAACCCCUACUGCCAGCACCACUCCACAGAAGACUUCUCGCCAUUUCUCAUUGCUGUCACCUUUCCGGAGUAAGACUGCCGAAAAGAAGCAGAGUACUUGACAAUGUUUGUACUGUUAAUUUUGAAGGUGAAAAUACAAAUUUAUCUUGUUACAUACCACCUAGUUGUGUUAAUCUAUUGCCCUGUUGUGGUAUGUACUAUCGAUAUCUAUGCAUUGCGGUUCGAUUUAAAAGUUAUUUGCCGAAGCUGACAUUGUCGCUGUACGUCAGCUUGAAAUGACAUCACAAUUGUAUAUCAUUGCAGAUCAAUACAACUGGUGUAUUUAUAAGGUUA
Mercurialis annua (annual mercury) is the source of this 4200-nucleotide messenger RNA. RefSeq names its product COP1-interacting protein 7. NCBI's taxonomy places the organism in Eukaryota, Viridiplantae, Streptophyta, Magnoliopsida, Malpighiales, Euphorbiaceae. The record is from RefSeq and is a predicted model, not a curated record. The transcript is spliced from 13 exons. Bases 219 to 3968 code for a protein of 1249 amino acids.